UCAGUCAGCGUUUGACUCAGUAGAGGCAGAAGGGAUCCAGGAUUUCCACUUGUCAGUUAACUCCACGAUACCGAAAUCAAGUGCAUCCCUUCAGCCAACAUGUCAAAGUUGGAUCAGAUCCUUAUCCUCGACCCUCCGUCUGACCUCAGAUUUAAAGGCCCUUUUACAGAUGUAGUCACCACCAACCUCAAACUGAGGAACCCUUCUGACAGAAGAGUGUGUUUCAAAGUGAAAACAACAGCGCCGCGUAGGUACUGCGUACGGCCAAACAGCGGUGUCAUCGAUCCUGGAUCAAGUGUCAGCAUCUCUGUCAUGCUACAGCCCUUUGACUAUGACCCCAAUGAGAAAAGUAAACACAAAUUCAUGGUGCAGACGAUUUUCGCCCCGCCAAACGUCACCGACAUGGAAUCAUUGUGGAAAGAUGCAAAGCCAGAUGAUCUCAUGGACUCCAAGCUGAGAUGUGUCUUUGAGCUGCCUUCUGAAAAUGAUAAAGUGAAUGACGUGGAGGCGACCCGAGCCGCCCCCGUGAUGAACUCCGUGAAGGCGGAGUCGUCGGCAGCCGCGGUGCCUGUCGCUGCCGGAGCGGACGACGCGGAGAUGAAGAAAGUGCUGGAGAAGUGCAAGAGACUGCAAGCUGAGAUGAACAAGCUGAAUGAGGAGAACCGGCAAUUAAAGGAGGAAGGUUUGAGAAUGAGAAAGAUGCCCCGCUCAGACCACAUGACACCAAACUCGACCAGCCUGCUCGGCCGGGAAGCCAGCGCAGCCUCCCUACCAUCCCUCCUCGUUGUCAUAGCAGCCAUCUUCAUCGGAUUUUUCAUAGGGAAGUUCAUCUUGUAGACUGGGAGAAGCAUGCCAGCCGUAUCCCAUGCCUCGGCUCUGGAAUUAAAAAAAAAAAAAAAAAAAAAAAGGCCUGGAAAAACCGAGAAGUCUUUCUGUUGACUUUUGCCAUAUCAUUGGUAGUGUGGCCUACAGUGAACACAUCUGUACAGUAUCAUUUGAAGGCACCGCCUUUUUACAAUCUCACACAGUUAGUAUGCACAGAGUUGAGUGAGGAAAGGCGACAAAAGUGAUUGCUCCCUUUUUUCUUUUCUUCCCCCCCCCCUUCUUCUUCUUUGUUUUGUUUUUUUUCUUUUCCUGUAUAAACCAGAUAUCCAAUGUGGUGGGACAAUGAAAGUUGUAUACUAUCAGUCAACAUGGAAGAUGCACCUAGAGUUAACCAUGGGCAAGAAGCACUCAAAAGAAUAGAGCUCUCUCUCUCGCUCCCUCUCUCUCUCGCUCCCUCUCUCUCUCGCUCUCUCUCUCGCUCUCUCUCUCUCUCGUGCUCCCUCGCUCUCCCUCUCUCUCGCUCUCUCUCGCUCUCUCUCUCUCUCUCUCUCUCUCUCUCGUGCUCCCGCGCUCUCCCUCUCUCUCGCUCUCUCUCAAUACUACUUCUGUUUUUAAUAGGAAUUGAAUGGAAUGUUAGGUGUCUUGUAAAUGUCGUUUUAAAUCCUUUUAAACAAAAAAGGACAGAACUUCCAUCAUAAAGACGUUGCUACCUGUUGCUGGAUUGCCUCUGAAGUAAAAUCUGUUCGGUUUGUAAUUUCUUCUACUUGUGUUGGAAUGUUCAGGCCCAGCUGGGGAUAUAGGUGCCUCCUUCUUGUACAUUUGUCUUUAUCUCUCAAUACAAAUACAGACUUGUUGUUAUUAUUAUUAUUAUUAUUAUUAUUAUUAUUAUUGCUACUACUAUACAAAUCGUAUAUCCUUCUGAGGCAGUUAUUGACUGAAAUAAGGUUUCCAUUCUUAAAGUCCUGUCAAAGGUAUUCAACAUUGAAAAAUAAAAAUGAAAAAUGUGGUUUUCA
Messenger RNA from Oreochromis niloticus (Nile tilapia), 1838 nucleotides. RefSeq names its product VAMP (vesicle-associated membrane protein)-associated protein A, like (gene vapal). Gene Ontology annotation, biological process: neuron projection development. Gene Ontology annotation, cellular component: plasma membrane; endoplasmic reticulum membrane. The transcript has 6 exons. Bases 100 to 837 code for a protein of 245 amino acids. Gene Ontology annotation, molecular function: FFAT motif binding. Lineage: Eukaryota; Metazoa; Chordata; Actinopteri; Cichliformes; Cichlidae. The record is from RefSeq and is a predicted model, not a curated record.